Quercus robur (English oak) is the source of this 1093-nucleotide messenger RNA. RefSeq lists its product as uncharacterized. The coding region runs from base 121 to 810 and encodes 229 amino acids. The record is from RefSeq and is a predicted model, not a curated record. Gene Ontology annotation, molecular function: metal ion binding. The transcript is spliced from 3 exons. NCBI's taxonomy places the organism in Eukaryota, Viridiplantae, Streptophyta, Magnoliopsida, Fagales, Fagaceae.
UCUCUUCAAAAAAAAAAAAAGUCUUGUACUCUUUUUUUUUUUUUUUUUUUUUUUUUUUUGGAGAAUCAAGUCUUGUACUUGAUUUCUCAAUUUGAGAUCUGAAUUCAAAGCUAUAGAGCCAUGACGGGGGAAAAGAAAACAACAAUUAUGUGGAUCAAGGUCGACCUUCAAUGCCAUCGCUGCCGCAAGAAGAUCAAGGAAGUGCUCUGUAAAUUCCCUCAAAUACAAGACCAGGUGUACGACGAGAAGGGAAACUAUGUGGUAAUAAAAGUGGUAUGUUGCUGUCCUGAAAAGGUAAAGCAAAAGAUAAUUUGCAAGGGUGGUGAUACCAUUAAGAGCAUCGAGAUUAGAGAGAUUGAGAAGACGACCAAGCCAGCUGAGAAAGAGAAGCCACCAGAAAAAGAGAAGCCACCUGAGAAGGAGAAGAAUCCACCACAAAAGAAAGACCCUGAACCGGUUUCAAAGCUUACUCUUGGACCGGUUUGUGUGCCUGUACGGCCGUGUGGAUGUGGGACUUGUUGUCCGAAAUGCUGUGGGCGUCGUGGUGGGGGGCCAUGCCUUUGUGGUCAUGGUACUAAGCGAUGGCCUCAUGCUAAACCGGUUCCUGUACCUGCAGUGCCGGCUUGCCCGGUUGGGUUUGGGACGUGUUGUACGGAAUGCUAUGAGGGUCGUGAUGGAGGGCCAUGCCAUUAUGGUCAUGGUAGGCCACCCCCAUGUUAUGAUGGCUGCUAUUAUGGAAGGCCCGUUUAUGAUAGUUAUGGUGGCGGGUAUAGAUGUGAAGAAACUUCCUCUGGAUGCACCAUCAUGUAGUUUUUAGAGUUUGCAAGCACGCAUGAUGGUAAUGGUAAUCAUGUUCUAGUUGCCUACUUGCAGGAAAAUAAAUAAUGUUCUAGUUGCCUUUGUUAUCACAUGGUCCGGCUGGUUUUUUUUUUAAUUGUCUGUCUGGGUUAAAAGAAGAAGAUUAAUCAGGAUGUGUAUAUAUGGGUUGUUUAAUAAAUGUGGUUGAGGCCAAAUGGAUGUUCAUUUUAGUGUUACUCUACUUGAGUUGUAAUGAUUUUUUAAAUAUUAAAAUACUUCUAUCAAUCAUUCCCUA